Messenger RNA from Emiliania huxleyi CCMP1516, 662 nucleotides. RefSeq lists its product as hypothetical. Gene Ontology annotation, molecular function: 23S rRNA (adenine(1618)-N(6))-methyltransferase activity. The record is from RefSeq and is a predicted model, not a curated record. The transcript is spliced from 4 exons. Lineage: Eukaryota; Haptophyta; Isochrysidales; Noelaerhabdaceae. Gene Ontology annotation, biological process: rRNA base methylation. Bases 9 to 626 code for a protein of 205 amino acids.
CUUGGUGGAUGGGGAGCGGGUGGCGGCGUGCAUGUGCAACCCGCCCUUCUACGGCGAGAACGAGGCGCCGCGCGGGCGAGCGGACCGCGCCGGCGAGCGGGGAGCGGUGCGAGGCGUCGAGGAGCGAGCUCUUCACGGCGGGCGGCGAGGUCGGCUUUGUCUCGCGGCUGAUCAGCGAGUCGGCAGGCAUGCGCGACGCCGCCGGCUGGUUCUCUUCGCUCGUCGGGCGGAAGGCGUCGCUCUCGCCGCUGCUGCAGAGGCUCGACGAGGCGGGGGCGGUGCACGUGCGCACCACCGAGCUCGCGCAAGGCCAGCGCUCCGACCUGCAACGCACCACUUCGCGAUGGGUCCUCGCGUGGUCCUACGAGCCGUCGGCGGUGCCGCGCGAGCAGGCGCGAGCCGCAGCCGACUCGCGUGGCAGGGGCGGCGGUGGCGGUGGAGGCGAUGACGACGGUCCUGGUGGCGGCGGCGGCGACGCGGACUACGAGGAGGCUGCCGGCGACGGCGGGGAAGGCCCGAGCGGCCGGCGGUGGGAGCGCAAGCAUGGGAAAGGUAAGAGGACGCGGAGAGCGGGCAAGGAGUCAGGCGGUCGGAAGGGGAGAAAGAAGGCUGCGAGGGUAGAGUGAGUGUGAGAUCCGUUUAACGAAACGAACAAAACACUC